Molecule: messenger RNA, 2415 nt
Organism: Silurus meridionalis
Lineage: Eukaryota; Metazoa; Chordata; Actinopteri; Siluriformes; Siluridae
Gene: ing2
Product: inhibitor of growth family, member 2
Exons: 2
Coding region: 226-1083 (285 amino acids)
Biological process (GO): positive regulation of DNA-templated transcription
Cellular component (GO): nucleus
Source: RefSeq, a predicted model, not a curated record
AUGCGCAGUAGCCGCAGUUUUGUUUGAGGGGAGUUCUCGUAGUCAGAGAAGUGAAUUUCGGCCGGAAAGGGAAAGAAGAUCCGACACACACACACACACACACACACACACACACACACACACACACACACACACACACAAUACACACACACCGAUUUCAUCCAACUUAUGAGCGUUGUAUUCGAGCCCGAAGCCCUCGUGCCUGCUUGACGCGAGGCUCUGACGAUGUUAGGACAGUACCCAGGCGCGGAGAGAUCGCAGCUCGUGAGCUAUGUGGAGGAUUACCUGGAGUGUGUCGAGUCGCUUCCUCUGGACAUCCAGAGAAAUGUUUCACUUCUGCGGGAAAUCGACACCAAAUAUCAAGAGAUCUUAAAGGAGGUAGACGAGGUGUUUGAGAAGUAUAAGAAGGAGGGGGAUGGAGCUCAGCGGAAGCGUCUCCAGAUGCAGCUGCAGCGCGCCCUCAUCAGCAGCCAGGAGCUCGGUGACGAGAAGAUCCACGUGGUGACGCAGAUGAUGGAUGUGGUGGAGAAUCGCUCGCGCCAGAUGGAGGCCCAUUCGCCCUGCUUCAUAGAGCCGAGCGAAGCAGAAAGACCGGCCGAGAAAUCUCGCCAUGAGCCGGUUAGCGCUGCGACUAACGCCGCGGUUGAGCGCUCGUCGUCACGGCGACCUCGCCGUCACCGCAACAGCGAGAGCCGUGACUCUUGCUACAGCGCUAACGGUGCUAACGGGGUUCUGGACGAUCCGAGCGAUGAAGCGGCGACUCAGCCGCCCCGCGAGAAAAAGUCCAAGUCGGCUAAGAAGAAGAAGCGCUCGAAAGGGAAGUCGGAGCGCGAAGUCUCUCCCCCCGUGGAGUUCAACAUCGACCCCAACGAGCCGACCUACUGCCUGUGUGAGCAGGUCUCCUACGGGGAGAUGAUCGGCUGCGAUAACGAGCAGUGCCCCAUUGAGUGGUUCCACUUCUCCUGCGUCGGACUCACCUACAAACCCAAGGGCAAGUGGUACUGUCCGAAGUGUCGUGGAGACAGCGAAAAGACCAUGGACAAAAGCACAGAGAGGCCCAAGAAGGACCGGCGCUCCAGGUAGUGACUCGGGAACGAGAGUCACGUCUACAGCACAGAGAUGCGCCGAGACACAUGUUCGGAAUGUUUUAGAACGUUCUCGGCGGCUCUAGCAUCCUCCUGAAGGAUCUAGACGGCUAUGUAACGUUUCCAGGACGUUCCAAUUUUUUUGAAUCUUCUGGAACGUUCUCCACAGGAUGUUACAGACCGCUCCACAGAUUCACAACGAUCUUCCUCCAGGUCUAUUUUUCAACUUUGCGUCACGUGAUCGGGUCCAUUCAGGAUCCAGAGCUGUUAUAUGGGGGGGGGUGUCUGAACGCAUCGAUCCUGAAGCCGCGAUUGGUCAGGAACUAGACGGGACGUGAGACAACUCCACGUGUCAAGUCACGUGUGUGGAACCGCGGAGCAAAACGUCCAGUUCAGACCGCGACACUUCCUCAUCCACUUCCCCCUGUCCAGCAUCACUACACGCAUCCCAGAAUGCACCGCGGUUUCCUUCACAGCGUAUACGUUCCAACACUAACCUCGGUUCAGAUCACGAUUUGUCCCUGCAGAACUAACGUACGUACACACACACACACACACACACACACACACACACACACACACACACAUCUGAUAAGAAGCUGAUGAGGGAGUGUAACACAGCUGGAACGCGAGAACAGGAAGCCACAUGCCGACUUCCUGCAGGAAACAAGGACUCACAAAACUGUCAUCAGUGACUUUUCUUUCUUUCUCCAGACCUUCUUUUUUCUUGUGAAUUAAAAAAAAAAAUGCUGAUUUGUAACACAGGAUUUUCGACAACGAACUUCACGUCCUUUUUUUUUUUUUUUUUUUUUUUAAAUGGAUGGAGAAGUUCAAAAUGUCUUCCAGAGUGAGAGAACAGUUUUCGUUGCUUGAUUGGUUUUGAUGAGUCUUGUGUAAUUAUUAUUUUUUUGGUUCUAGGAUUCCUUAAAAAAAAAAGUUUUGUGUAUUUAAAUAAACCUGUGCUUUACACCUCUGUGUGUGUGUGUGUGUGUGUGUGUGUGUGUGUGUGUGUGUGUGUGUGUGUGUGUGUGUGUGUGUGAGAGAGGUCUCUGAUGUCUCACUCAUUCUCCAGCAGCCCCGAUUCGUAAAAUCUGUUUUAGGGGGUAAAAAAAUCACAAAGCGUUCAACAUCAUCUGAAGUAUUGAAUGUUCGUUCUCUAUUGUAGAAGAAGAGAAGCCCCUGUGGGUGUGUACAGAUGUGGGUGUGUACAGAUGUGGGUGUGUACAGGGUACACACAGUACAGGGUGAUCAAAACUAUAAUCUUUCCAACAAUGUUUCCUUUUUUCUUUAUUGAACACAAAACAUUAAUAAAUCGAGUAAACCAGCGGUC